This is a messenger RNA of Lodderomyces parapsilosis, 1821 nucleotides long. Its product is annotated as glucose-induced degradation complex subunit. Lineage: Eukaryota; Fungi; Ascomycota; Pichiomycetes; Serinales; Debaryomycetaceae. Gene Ontology annotation, molecular function: transcription cis-regulatory region binding. The transcript has a single exon. Gene Ontology annotation, biological process: regulation of transcription by RNA polymerase II. The coding region runs from base 1 to 1821 and encodes 606 amino acids. The record is from RefSeq and is a predicted model, not a curated record. Gene Ontology annotation, cellular component: nucleus.
AUGCCAACAAAUCAUCCCAUCAAAUCACAAGAGGAGUCUAGAACUUCAUCUUUAUCACCAUUAGCUCUGCCACACUCUCCUUCAGCAAACGAUCACCAAAUAAUAGAAGACGAAGAGGGAGGGCUCCUUCAUCAUCAACGAGAACAACAGCUGCAACAACAGCUGCAACAACAACGAGAACAACAACAACAACAACAACAACAACAACAGCAACAGCAGCAGCAGCAGCAGCAGCAGCAGCAGCAACAAGAGCAACAGGCACAAGAGGAACAACAACGUCAACAGCUACUCAAAUUACAGCAGAUACAGCAACGUAUUGAAUCUAAUAGAGCUAGACAUUGCGAAAGUGAUGAUGCCAUGCAACAAUCUGCGCAACAGCUGUAUCUCUACCAUAAUGAUCCCUGUACUAUUCAAGUUAAUCAGGGUUUGACUAGUGGUAUGAUACCCCUCAAUAACCUGAAUCAUGAUGAAGUUGAUGUCAACAAUAUUCAGGGACAGUGUAAACGUCCGGCGCUUUCGUGCAGAAAUACCACCACCACCAUUACCACCACCACCAUCACCACCACAAACACGAACACAAACACUGCCACCUCCACAACCAACGACACCACUACUAAUGAGGGUACACACGAUUUUAAUUGUCCAGUUGCAAAUCACAAGUCGGACACAUUACCACCUCAAUGGUCAAAAUCGUCAACAACGAAAUCCACAAACGAUAUGAGGUCUAGUCAACUACAUCCAUACCUCAGAAAUAUGGCUGCAUUGAAGCAAAAACAAAAAUUCAGCUUGGACCAUUUUGACAAUAACAGACGUGUAAUCAAAUCCACAACGCAUCAUCAGCAUGCCAGCCAUCGCCCACUUAAACAACCACACCAGUCCACGCCUACAUUUUACAACGCUUACCUCCAACCAAAUGCUCAAUUUAUUGGAGAGCAACAAUCAGGUAAAUCGAAAUUCAGAAUAAAGGUUGAAUUUAAAACUGUUGAUUUGAAAAACUCUUUGGUAACUGGAUUCUUGCAAAUAAAUGGACUAACUAAAGACCAUCAGGAGAUUGUGACGUAUUUUAGAGGAGAAAUCAUCAAUAACCCCCUUUUCAGCCAGCAACAACAGUCAUCAUCGUCGAGUUCAGGAUUGAGUACCACAUAUAACGAUGAAUACAAGAGAUACUCAUUUAUGGCUGAAAACAAGAGUUGGGGAUCAUCAACAGAGAAUGACUUAGAUCAUUGGCAAAGACUCACAGGGAGAUCGUCGCCUAUUAUACCAACAUUCCCAACUUUACCAUAUCCAGCAUAUUCCACCUGUCCCUAUGCUGCUGCCGCUGCCGCCGCCGCCGCCGCUUCUGGUGCCACUACUACUACUACUGCGGCGCACAAUUCUUCCUUUUCGAUAUCACGAUCGAGAAAGAGUCACGAACAAAGUGUCGAAUUCAUGAACAAAUUGGCCAAGAUUUAUCGAGGACAAUGCCAAGAUGACACUGACAAUAACCAUCAAUACAUUUAUAUGAGAUGGAAAGAGGAAUUCUUGUUACCAGAUUCAAGAGUGAAGCAGAUACCCAAUGCUUCAUUCGAAGGGUUUUAUUACAUUGUUUUGAAUAUUGGUGAUGGACGUGUGAUGGACCAGGACAAUUUGGACAUGGACAUGGACAUGGAUACAGACAUCGAUAAGCAGGGCAAUUACAGUAAGACAAACAGUGGUACUAGUGGAUCAAAACCAGGGGAUAUCAAUGGGUUGUAUUAUCACAUUUCGUCGGAAAAGUUUCAAUCCUUGUCAUUGAAUCAUGUUGAUAAUCAUGGGGUCUCGAGCACAUUUGACUUCAAUUGA